CGAGGAUGAAGAUCGAACGGCCAGAGCAGCAGACAGAGCAGCAGACCUAGCCGUAUGGCGCACGUGUACUAGUCCGCAAACAGCACAAGUCCUCGCAGCGAACAGCCGCACGAGUCCUCGCAGCGAACAGCCGCACGAGUCCUCGCAGCAGAGAAGCAGCUGCCGUCCAUGGAGGACAUCGAGCGCCAGCUCGCGGCGGCGACCCUGCGCGCGGUGAGGCGCGAGUCCGAGGAGCGCCACAGCCGGCUCCAGACGCUCGCGCCGACCCCUCGGCGGCAUCAGACGCUCCGGCCGCGCACGCUCUCGAGCAAAAACUCCGGGCGGCGGUCCGUCGUCGUGCAGCGCGACGUCACGGCCUUGACGCCGCUCACGCGCGAGAUCGAGCCGCGGAGCUUCGCGGAGUGCGCCUACGAGCCGCCGCGGCGCGGCGCGAACGACGAGGAGCAGAUGGCCGGCGCGGCGCGCUGGGAGAUGCUCGGCACGGACGAGGUCCGGGCCUGCGUGCUCAAGCUCUGCGCCGACGACAUGGGCGCGCUCGUGUGCACGCACCGGGCCUUCGCGGCGCCGGUCGAGGAGGCCGCGCGCUACCUGCUCUCGAAGACGCGGGACGCGCCGGCGCCGCGGCGGUGCCGCAUCUCGAACGCCUUUUGCGAGCCGGCGUGGCGCGCCUUCAAGGCCUGCGCGCGGUACCACCCUGUGUGGAAAUCAAAAAUUUACGGCGCGCUCGUGCUGAAUCAUCGCGUCGUCCUCCACGCCAUCGACGCGACGCCUGCUCGAUGGCGUGGCGAUGCCGGUUCCUCGCCGCUCGACCGAGCCAUGUCGGCCGCGUCAUCGCCGAUGCACCCGACACACUGGUUGAUUUCCACACAGGUACCACCGCCUCGACGCGCGGAGCACCGUCGCGGCCGGCGGCGCGCACUCGCUCCUCCUGGGCGCCGGGGACGACGAGGACAACCUGAGCGUCUGCGGCCGCGGCACGUGCGGCCAGCUCGGGCUCGGGAGCGGCCGCUGCGACGUGACGCGGCCGACGAGGCUGGCGCUGGGCCGGCGCGUCGCCAGCGUCGCGGCGGGCGCGCACCACUCGCUCUGCGUCUGCGACGACGGGAGCCUCUGGGCCUGGGGCAAGGCGGCGGACCACCAGCUGGGCACGCGCGUUGACGACGUGAUGGCGCCGGCGCCGGCGCGGGUGCGGCUCGAGGGGGACCUGCGGGCGCGGCAGGUCGCGGCCGGCGCGGCGCACUCGCUCGCCGUCGACGCGGACGGGGGCCUCUGGAGCUGGGGCCGCAACGCGCACGGCCAGCUGGGCCACGGCACGGCGCGGCCGUCGCCGGCGCCGCGGCGCGUGCUGCCCCUGCGCGCGCGGCCCGUCGUGCAGGCCGCGGCCGGCGCCUUCCACUCGCUGGCCGUGCUGCGCGAGGGCGCGCUCUACGCCUUCGGCCUCGGCGCCGACGGCCGCCUCGGCCUGGGCCACCAGCUCAACGCGACGCUGCCGGAGAUGGUGCCGCUGCACCAGUUCGUGCGGCAGGCGGCCGCCGGCGCGACGCACAGCGCGUGCUGCGACUCGGCGGGCUGCCUCUACACGUGGGGCGACGGCGCCAAGGGCGCGCUCGGCCACCUCGGGCCGCGGCCGCGCAAGAACAAGAACGACACGGGUUUGGCGUCGAUGCCGUCGUGGGAGUCAGCUUUACGUUUAGGCGAGGCCCUGCAGCACUCGGCGGGCGCCGCGCCCGCGGCCGAGCUGACGCCGCGGCCCGUCGCGGCGCUGCGCCACGUGCGCGUCGUCCAGGUCCAGUGCAACGAGCGCGAGACCGUCGCCCUCGACGGCGACGGCGUCGUCUACGUCGUCGGCCAGGCCUCCGCGCAGGCCGCGGGCGCGUCGCCGACGCUGCCCCGGAAGACGCCCGAGACCUCGCCCCUCGCCGGCAUCGGCCGCGCGCGGGCGCCGUCCUUCGGCGGCGGCGGGCCCAAGCCCGCGGCGUCCUCGAAGCAGAAGUCCGCCGUCGUCGCGCACCGCUUCCACGCGCCGGUCCUCGAGGUCGCGUCGUCGGCGCGCCACGUUGUCGUGCGCACGACCGAGGACACGUACUUCGCCUGGGGCGGCGGCGACGGCGGCGCGGGCUUAGGGGUCGGCGACGCCAAGGGCCGCGCGCGGCCGACGAUGCUGCCGCCGUGGAACUGA
Pelagomonas calceolata is the source of this 2179-nucleotide messenger RNA. NCBI's taxonomy places the organism in Eukaryota, Pelagophyceae, Pelagomonadales, Pelagomonadaceae. The record is from the annotation of a GenBank genome assembly.